AAGUUAAAGACCCCGCUACUGCUGCGGUUUUUAGGCAUGGUGAAGCCAAAAACCAAGAUAAAAAAGGCUUUGCGAGACUAGUUAAAGAUAAUACUUACUCUGGACCUAAACGUGAUGCCAUAGGUAAUAAAGAAAUCCAAAUUGGUGUUCCCGGUGUCAAACAAAAAUCUUAUCGUUUUACUCGCUUUAUGCGGACUUAUGACAAAGCCUUUGACUUGGAUGACACUUCCCAUUUUAUUGGAAUUUUAAAGAAAAAAGGAUUAUUUGGUGGUUUUAAAGUUUUAGGCAAUGAUAAAAGGGAUUUUAUUGGUGAUGAUAUUGAAACCAUCAACCCCCACAACGGCUUCUCCCACUAUCUCAUUUUCACCAACUACACCACCCAACAAAUCAACGAAAAAUUCCUUAGCAGAAACCAAGUUAAAACCCUCCCCGAACUAGUCGCCCGCUUAAAAGGCACCUUAGUCCGAAUUGGUCCCGAUACCCUCGAAUUAAUGGACAGUCAAAAUCCAGCCCAAAAAGGUCGCUCCAAGGAUGAAACCCCCAAGACCAGAAAAACU
This is a messenger RNA of Funneliformis geosporum, 557 nucleotides long. The record is from the annotation of a GenBank genome assembly. NCBI's taxonomy places the organism in Eukaryota, Fungi, Glomeromycota, Glomeromycetes, Glomerales, Glomeraceae.